CCUGAGGACCAAUCAUCCCUUUCUUUUCAUCAUAAAGGCUACAAGAGGAUCCUCCAGCUGGAGUCAGCGGUGCCCCAUCUGAGAACAACAUCAUGGUGUGGAAUGCUGUCAUAUUUGGCCCUGAGGGAACUCCCUUUGAGGAUGGUAAGUACAUUUAAAUUAAUUGUAGAAUUCACUGAAGAAUAUCCAAACAAACCCCCCACAGUACGCUUUGUGUCAAAGAUGUUUCAUCCAAAUGUCUAUGCAGAUGGCAGCAUAUGUCUAGAUAUCCUACAGAAUCGCUGGAGUCCGACUUACGACGUCUCCUCCAUUCUUACAUCUAUCCAGUCCCUGCUGGAUGAACCCAACCCCAACAGUCCCGCCAACAGUCAGGCAGCGCAGCUGUACCAGGAGAACAAGCGGGAGUAUGAGAAGCGCGUGUCUGCCAUCGUAGAGCAAAGCUGGAGGGACAGUUGA
Messenger RNA from Menidia menidia (Atlantic silverside), 456 nucleotides. The record is from the annotation of a GenBank genome assembly. NCBI's taxonomy places the organism in Eukaryota, Metazoa, Chordata, Actinopteri, Atheriniformes, Atherinopsidae.